This is a messenger RNA of Linum tenue, 259 nucleotides long. NCBI's taxonomy places the organism in Eukaryota, Viridiplantae, Streptophyta, Magnoliopsida, Malpighiales, Linaceae. The record is from the annotation of a GenBank genome assembly.
AUAAAUUUCAACAACCUUUACAACCUGCCUUCAAAGUGUACAUUACUGAUUAUCCAUGACACAAUUUGCUAAUUUCCAGAGUACAUAUUACUUCCAGAGUACAACCAACAGCUCUAUCAAAAGAAUAAGCUCAAACUUGAACAAAUAUAACGUUCCAGCAAGUGAGAAAGGUAAAAGCAGGACGGACACUACUGUGUUAAGGCGAGUUGGGUGUUUGAUCACCCUCCAAAACUGCAGUUUCCUGUGCCAAUCGAACUUC